GCGCUCUGUCACAGCAUGAACCUACACUUGCUGCGGGCGGCGCGCGCCGCGGUCCCGGCCGGGGCCAGGCAACUGCGCACCGCGGUCCCCCGCCGCCGCGGCGCCCGGGACUUCUUCCUGGGGACGCCGUUGAAGGAGGGAGCCUUCCCUUAUCCAGAGAUUACCAAUGAAGAAUUGAAAGAAAUCAAGCAAUUUGUAGGACCUGUAGAAAAAUUCUUCCGUGAAGAAGUGGACUCUAAGAGAAUUGAUCAAGAUGCUAAAAUCCCACCAGAAACGCUACGGGGACUGAAGAACCUGGGGCUUUUUGGCACGCAGAUUCCAGAGGAAUAUGGUGGUCGUGGUUUUUCGAAUACUAUGUAUACAUUCUUAGGAGAAAUAUUUUCUCUGGAUGCAUCUAUUGCAGUUACUUUGGCAGCUCAUCAAGCUAUCGGGCUUAAGGGAAUUCUGAUUGCUGGCACUGGUGAACAGAAAGCAAAGUACCUGCCUAAAUUGGCAUCUGGGGAGCAUAUUGCAGCUUUUUGCCUUACAGAAACUGGAAGUGGAAAUGAUGCCGCAUCCAUCCACACAAGAGCCAAGUUGAGUGAAGAUGGGAAAUACUUCUUACUAAAUGGUUCAAAGGUCUGGAUAUCAAAUGGUGGCCUAGCUGACAUUUUUACUGUUUUUGCAAGGACUGAGAUUGUUGAUGAAGAUGGCAUAGUGAAAGACAAAAUUACUGCCUUCAUUGUAGAAAGAGCCUUUGGCGGAAUCACAAAUGGGAAGCCUGAGGAUAAAUUGGGCAUUCGAGGAUCCGAUAGUAGGGAGCACUUUAAUUUUUUCUUAGAAAAUUCUUUUUCAGGUUUUCUUUAUUUAUCUGAAUCUAUCAGGGGAGGGUUUGAGGUAGCUCUGAAUAUCCUGAGUAAUUCAAGGAUUAGCAUGGGGAGUGCAUCUGUAGGAAUUAUUAAGAAGUUGAUAGAAAUGGCAGCAGAGUAUGCUUGUACAAGAAAACAGUUCGAUAAGAAACUGAGUGACUUUGGAUUAAUUCAGGAAAAGUUUGCUCUUAUGACUAUGAAGGCAUAUGUAAUUGAGAGCAUGGCUUAUCUCACUGCCAGAAUGAUGGACGGUCCAGGACUGCCAGAUUGUUCUUUGGAAGCAGCCAUGGUCAAGGUGUUUAGUUCUGAAGCUUGUUGGAUGUGUGUAAGUGAAGCGUUACAGAUUUUUGGAGCCCUUGGGUAUAUGAAGGAUUACCCCUAUGAACGUUAUCUCCGGGACAGCAGGAUCCUGCUGAUCUUUGAGGGAACAAAUGAAGUUCUGCGACCAUAUAUUGCUCUGACGGGUAUGCAGUAUGCCGGCAAAAUCUUAACUAAAAGAAUAAAGGAAUUCAGGAAACUGAAGGCUACAUUCAUGACAGCAUUUCUAGGACAAUUCUGGGACUCGAUAGGCAAAAAAGUUGAUUUAGGACUGGUUGGUGAUAAGGGUGUGAUGCAUCCCAGCCUAGAGGAAAGUGGCAAGCUACUUGAAGAAAAUAUAUAUUUUUUUGGAGUGACAGUGGAAGGCUUGCUGAGGAGGUUUGGAAAGACUAUAGUGGAUGAGCAGCUGGUUCUGAAGAAAGUGGCAGAUGUUGUAAUUCAUUUAUAUGCGAUGACUGCAACUAUUUCCAGGGCUAGUCGAUCAAUCAGUAUUGGUCUACGCAAUCAUGACCAUGAAGUGCUGCUUACAAACCUAUUCUGCAAAGAGGCAUAUUUCAAAAAUAAUUAUGCCCUAGCUGAGUUAGAAACAUAUUCUGAUGAAAAUAUGGACAACGGCAUUAAAAAAGUUGCAAGGUGGGUGUUGGAAAAAAGGGCAUAUACUUGUUCCUAUCCAUUUGACAGGACUUUCUAAUCACAAGCAUAACAGACAAACCUAGACUGUGACUGAAAAAGGCCAGGGUAUUGCUCCUCUCUGUUUCAAGUUCUCAGCCAUGUGUCUGACCGUUUUAAGCAAAAGACUUUCUUUUAAUGGAAAAUGUGUUACCAUCUGAACAAAUUUGUAAAAAUAAAAAUAAAAUGUUACUGCCUCGUGUGUAAACAGACCACAUUAAAAACCAAAAUCAAGCAGCAACUAUGGGUGAUUCUUUUUUUUUUUCGAAUUAUGGUAACAUCUGAUCUGAAUGAACGUGGCAAUACUUGACUUUCAUGUCCUGGCAAAGGAAAUGUAAUAUAAAGGCACUGCUUGAUUUACCCUCCCCCCCACUCCAACCUGAGACCAAAGUGAUUCUCUUACCUUUGAAGAUUUGUUGGUAAACUCUGUGAAUACUGAUGCAUCUUUAAACCGUAUCAAGUCAAUGCUUUGUCUUAUUUACUGAGGAAACAUAUUACAUCAAGGAAAGACCUGUCACCUAACAAACCACGUGCAAGGUAUUGAAGUACUAUUUUAACCUUAUAAUAGACAUUUUCUGAGCCUA
This is a messenger RNA of Gavialis gangeticus (Gharial), 2419 nucleotides long. RefSeq names its product acyl-CoA dehydrogenase family member 9 (gene ACAD9). Gene Ontology annotation, molecular function: acyl-CoA dehydrogenase activity; flavin adenine dinucleotide binding. The transcript is spliced from 19 exons. NCBI's taxonomy places the organism in Eukaryota, Metazoa, Chordata, Crocodylia, Gavialidae. The record is from RefSeq and is a predicted model, not a curated record. The coding region runs from base 16 to 1857 and encodes 613 amino acids.